This is a messenger RNA of Numida meleagris (helmeted guineafowl), 3606 nucleotides long. RefSeq names its product shugoshin 2 (gene SGO2). Bases 501 to 3278 code for a protein of 925 amino acids. The transcript is spliced from 10 exons. Gene Ontology annotation, biological process: meiotic chromosome segregation. Lineage: Eukaryota; Metazoa; Chordata; Aves; Galliformes; Numididae. The record is from RefSeq and is a predicted model, not a curated record. Gene Ontology annotation, cellular component: nucleus; chromosome, centromeric region.
UAAACAUCAGCUGGAGGCAGAUUGGUGACUGCUCCCUCAGGAGUUGGGACUGCUGUAAUAUUGAAGGAAAUGAAAUCUCAUGACUGGAUCUGGAUGAAAACGCUGCCUGCUGGAAAGCAGAGGGAGAAAUGCUGCAACGGAUAGGAAUCGCCCUGGGAGCUCCCUUUGUCCUGUAAAUAUGCUCCAUUCGGUCAGAAUAAGAUCGUGGUGGCUGUUUGCUUUCCUGAACGGACUGCCUCAGCCCGCGGGCGCGAGGCUUUCCCGCCGACGGCUGUUGGGCUCGCACAGCCGUUGGCAGCCCCUGAGGCGAGGCGGGAGCGCUGCCCCCUGGCGGCGAAGACGAGAGCGGCCGAGAGCCGGGCGGCGGCGGGACGCGCCUCGGGGCGGUUUGCAGAGCAUCGGUCGCUGCUCCAACGGACGGACUUCGCAGCCUGGUCUUUCUUGCAGUGUACUUCAAUUCCUCUUGACAGUGUGCAUCCCCCCUGACAAGGUUCGUUUUGAUGAUGGAUAAACAAGCAGCUGCUAAAUUAUCUACUGUUUUUACUUCGGAUGCUAUCAGAGGACGUGGGAAGAGGGACAGAGCAUUACAAACUGCAAAACUGAAUGCUUCUUUGGCAUCUAAAAUCAAAUCUAAAUUAAUAAAUAAUUCAUCAAUGUUGAAAGUGUCUUUAAAACAAAAUAAUAAAGCAUUAGCUCUGGCUUUGAGCGUGGAGAAGGAAAGUUCUCGGAAGCUGAAGAACGAGAGGAUUUUUCUUCAGAAAGAAGUAGAAAAGCUGCAGCUUCAUAAUAUCCUGCUUCGUCGAAAACUAAACUGUUUGAAUAAAACUCUUAGAGAAAUAGGAGCAUUUUUGAAUGAUAACCUCUUAACUGCAAUAGAAAUAAGCAGUCUUUCUGAGAAUCUUCAGAGUUCUCUUCCUCUGUCAGACAGCCCAAGUAGCUGUACUGAGGACCAGCUGAAGAGUACAUGUCAGUCAGCGAGAUCUGUGGAAUUGCCAGUGAAGCUUCCUUUACUUGCAACAUCUGCCAGAAAACAGCAAGAAAAUCAGUUUUGCACAGAACUCAACACUAAGAGUGCAUUCCUAACUCAUUUCGAUAGUGUACAACCUCUAAGACAGUCUGAGGAGUUUACAAGACGAUAUAAUGAUAGUUCAUUGCCAUUCCAUGGAAAUGUGGCUGAAAGAAAGAGAUGUGCAACACCUUAUGGGUCAAAACCACAACUUAAUAUAAAAGAUUUUGAUAAAAAAUGUAGCUCAAAUCUGCUUCAUCGUGUAAGCAGCAGCAGCAGGAGCAACGAGGUGAAUUUGCAGGAAAGUCCAAGUGACUUGUCUCGCAUUACUCCUUCACGACUUGAUUUUAGCAGUGAAUGUAAGGAGACGCUUCCUAUUGAUGGGAUUAAAUCUGAAGAAACUGUUUAUGAUACUGAUAUGGAGUUGACUGCCAGCGAUGCAGGUGAACUGCUCACAGUUGCAUCAAAAGACAAAUUACAUAAAAAUAAUAAUGCCAAUUCUGAUAAAGUAUUGGCAAAUUUCAGAAAAGUAAAAUAUUCUAAAAGGGAAAAAGAGAAAAUUAAAAACAAGACUGAAGUCAGCUCAAAUUUUUAUGCAGAAGAAAAGCAUGCUAGGACUGACAAUAACAUUUCAGAAACUACUGACCCACAAACUCAGCUAUUCCAAAGUCAGACAGAACAGUUACCUACACAGAAUUCUACAGAGACAAAUACCAAGGACUGUAAUCAAGACCAAAAAUGUCUAAGUAAGAAUAAAGUUACUAGAAGAACAUAUCUGGUUAACCUAGUGCAUCAAAAACAAGAACAAGAUGCAAAUAAAGAAAAUUCCUCAGAAACACUGGAUGAUGUGGAAAACAAAAUAAUAAAAGCAGACUCAAACUUACCUAGUAACAAGAUCCCACAUCAAGUUUGUUGUGCUGUAAGUUUGGCGUUCCAUGAUAACACCUCUACAGUACCACCCUUACAGCAGGACUUUCUACAUGAAAACGAGAACUGUGUCAGACUGCAGAGAAACAGGAAAACCUUUCAAAACCCUUCUAAAAUGAACACAGCCAAAUACUAUAAAGCAGAUAAUGGGAAAUAUGAAGAAUAUGGUUCAAAAAAGUCUCAAACAGACAGGUGCCAACAUGACAGCAAGAGAAAGCAAGACCAGAAGAAUAUUAUAAAGAGUAAAUGCAACAAAAACAGUGGUUACAGACAAAGAAAAACUGAAAAUGACAGUGUUAAUAAAAUUGCUCAAAAAGUAGAUCAAAAGAGUGGUAAUUCUUCACCAAGCAGAUUAAAACAUAUAUUGGCAAAGGCUACCCGUAAAGCAUAUGUAAUACCAACUAAAGAUCUUACUACGUUCUCACUUUGCAAAAGUGAAGAAUUAAAAAAUAAGGAUGCAUUAUGCACACAGGCUGUUCAUGGAAAUAAAAUAACUGAAACUCAGCAAUCUCAAGGAGCUUUAGUUGCUCAGAAUGAUAUGGCUAUGAAUAUACAGGAAGCUAAAGCUUCCACACAAAAUGUUGGCAACAAAGCUGAUACAUUAAAGAGAGUAGAUUCCUCACCAACAGCACAUAAAGAAUCUAACAUUAGUAAUUCUUGUGAUCAUCAAGUAAAAGAAAAAGAGAGCCUUAGUUCUGGUAUUACAGAGAGCAGACAAAAAAAGAAUUAUUUCAGACAUACUGAUCAGGGACAGCUGAAGUUUUUGGAUGACAAGGAAGUCUCUCAUGAGAUGGAUUCCUUUAUGAACAAGUUAAAACCUAUGGUACAAAAAUUAGAAAUUUUAGAAUCCUUACCUGUAGAUUGUUCUAAGAAUAUGACAGUAAAUACAGGUAACUUUUUCCAGGGAGAUUUUUCUGAAACGAAGCUCACACCUCUUGAUAACCUUAAUGCCUCCAUGAACUCUAUACUGAAAAACUCCAAAAUUGUAGGGAAAACUGAUCAAGAUAAAGCACUGGAUUCUGGAAAAGCAAAGCAAAAAUCAGAUCAUACUUCUGAAGAGAUUUAUGAAAAGACUGUGAAACACUGUCAUGGCAGAACAGCUUUGCAAGAUGUGACGAAUACUAGUGAGUUUUCUCACACUUUCUUACCUAAAUCCCCCCAAAUUUUAGAAGAGAACUCAGCAGAACCAGUUAGACGAGGAAGACCUGCUAUUUGCUACAAAGAACCCCCUCUAAACCGAAAAUUAAGGCGUGGGGACCAGUUUACAGAUACACAAUUUCUGCAUUCCCCAGUCUAUAAAGUAAAAAAAAAAAGAAGCUUUAAAAGUAAAUCAAAAUUUAUUUGAAGAAGACAAGAGAAUUGCCCUUAUGAACAACACUUCUGAAAUGGUACUUUUUUUUCCCCCCAAAAUAUAGUUUAGUAGUAUAGAAUGCUUAUUGUUCUUUGAUAGAUAAAUGUAAAACAGACUUCAAAGUGGAAUUUCUCAGAAAGGACCUACUACAUAAAAGACACAGAAUUCUUCACCAAAGAAGGCAAAUUCAGGUUAGGAUACAGUCUUGUGUUCUGAAUCUUUGCUCAAUAAUUUAUAAUCUGUUCAAAGCAUUUGCAGCACUUAUUAAUUUGUAAGAAAAGUGUAAGUUUUAAUGAGAAUAAAAAAAAAUCACGUUUGGGAA